This is a messenger RNA of Aplysia californica (California sea hare), 707 nucleotides long. RefSeq names its product proteasome assembly chaperone 4. Gene Ontology annotation, biological process: proteasome assembly. Lineage: Eukaryota; Metazoa; Mollusca; Gastropoda; Aplysiida; Aplysiidae. The transcript has 3 exons. The coding region runs from base 258 to 623 and encodes 121 amino acids. The record is from RefSeq and is a predicted model, not a curated record.
UCUCUGCAUACCCUGUAUGUUUAUUGCAAUGAUCAAAUUUACAUUUUGAGUUUUAUACAGGAUAUAAUUAUAUUAGAAUGUUAAAUCCGGCACAUUUUUCGGGCAAGGAUAUUGGAACGUCAUGACUAUUUUUAUGAAUUGUGAGGCCCUGCUGGGGUUGCUUGCUCCAGGCACUAGGCAGGCCUACGUAAGGAGACAGUGUCGAAAGAACGAAACGAAACGAGAAGCCGACCGACCAGUUGAGACGUUGAUAAGUCAUGGCUUCUCCUUCGCAGAUAGCAGUGUCUGAUUUUUCAGAAAUAAUUUUGGACAAAACAGUGUUCUUCAAAGUUAUGAGAUUGACAGAUAGUUUUUUCGUGUGGGUUGGCUUAGAACCCCAUUUAUCCAAUAUGGCAGUAGCAAUGCCGGCGAAAUACGGUUCUGUUCCGAGCUGCUCACUCCUCUUUGGUAACAAGUCAGACUUAUCCUCGACGUCUCUGGCUCAAAAACUUGAAUUGACAGCCAAGAAGUUGAGCAAGCAGGUGUUCGUCAGCUGUACCGUCCCGUUUGACCAACACCUGUCUGUGCUGGUGGAGAAGAGACUGGCCCAGGAGUUGGCGCUCAACGGUUCCGGAGACUUGUGAUUGAAGUGUGUGUGUGUGUGUGUGUGUGUGUGUGUGUGUUGUGUGUGUGUGUGUGUGUGUUGUGUGUGAGUUGAGUGUGUGUGU